Penicillium brevicompactum is the source of this 396-nucleotide messenger RNA. RefSeq lists its product as uncharacterized. The record is from RefSeq and is a predicted model, not a curated record. The coding region runs from base 1 to 396 and encodes 131 amino acids. NCBI's taxonomy places the organism in Eukaryota, Fungi, Ascomycota, Eurotiomycetes, Eurotiales, Aspergillaceae. The transcript has a single exon. Gene Ontology annotation, molecular function: nucleic acid binding.
AUGUUGUCUCGUAUCUUCAAAGGAUCAACUGAUGCUCGCUUCUUUGAAUCGUUUAUUGAGCAACUUCUCCAGCAUUGGGGAAGAUGGCCGGAACCCAAAUCCGUGCUUGUUAUGGAUAAUGCCUCAUUCUACCAUUCAGAUCGGAUCAAACAGUUAUGCUCUGACGCGGGGGUCAAAUUAUUGUACCUGCUGCCUUAUUCGCCGGAUUUCGACCCCAUCGAAGAAUUCUUUGUCGAGCUAAAAGCGUACGUUAAGAAGACUUGGUCGACGUAUGAAGAGAAUCCUGACCAGAGCUUUCAUGUUUUCCUCCGCCGGUGUGUGCAUGACGUUGGUGCGAAGCAGCAGAGUGCUGAGGGACAUUUUCGACAUGCUGGUAUAACCGUCGAAAAGGCAUGA